Messenger RNA from Juglans regia (Persian walnut), 3338 nucleotides. RefSeq names its product protein FAR1-RELATED SEQUENCE 3-like. Gene Ontology annotation, molecular function: zinc ion binding. Gene Ontology annotation, biological process: regulation of DNA-templated transcription. NCBI's taxonomy places the organism in Eukaryota, Viridiplantae, Streptophyta, Magnoliopsida, Fagales, Juglandaceae. The transcript has 6 exons. The record is from RefSeq and is a predicted model, not a curated record. Bases 293 to 2887 code for a protein of 864 amino acids.
GAAUAGAGUUGUGCCUUUCUGGCUUCGCAUUCCUACUACUCUCUCUCUUCAUUCCUCGGCUGCUCCGUGAGAUCGGAGCUCCGACCCCACAAGUCGUAAACCCUAGCACAGCUGACGUACUUACCCACAAAAUACUGAACAACAAAGCAAGCGUUUCAUACAAAUCCCAAAACCGGGCUCAAUUGCGCUCUUACCCGGCAACACGCAGGAUGCUUAAACUUUUACCUCGUUGGGGAUAAUCAUGAGGACAUGUUUGUAGUCUUCCAGAGGAGACUACAUAAGUGCUUAUAUUAUGAACUCAACAAACAUGGAUAUUGAAGAAGUACAUAUUGAUGGAGAGAAUGGGGUAAAUCAUGUUCCUGGAAAUGCUGAACCCAAUAAAGAUGAGAAACAGAAUGUAACUCGGAAUUCUACAGGGAUAGAAGUAAUAAAUCAGGAUGAUGAUGCAAUUGGUAAACCACAUGUGGGCAUGGAGUUUGAAUCAGAAGAUGCUGCAAAGACUUUGUAUGAUACAUAUGCCCGGCGCAUGGGUUUCAGCACCCAUGUUGGUCAGUUCAGUCGGAGUAAGCCUGAUGGGCCAAUUGUAACUUGGGAAUUUGCAUGUUCCAGGGAGGUUUUUAAAAGGAAGAAUGUAGAAAGCUGCAAUGCCAUGCUUAGGAUUGAGAGGAGGGAUUCAAACAGUUGGGUGGCGACAAAAUUUGUUGAGGACCAUAAACAUUCCAUGUUGUCUCCCAGUAAGGUCCAUCCCUCUAGGCCCCAUAGGCAUUUUGCUGGUACUACCAAGAAUGUUUUUGAUACGUUGGAUGCUACUAGUGAUGUUUACGUUUCUGCGGAUGGCAAUAAUGCACCUUAUGAACCACAUCGAGUAGUUAGGAGUGCCUCCCCCGUAGAACCAAAUCACCCAGCCAGGGCUUUUGGGCCUGUAAAUUACAUUAGACCUUCUACCAGAAGGAGGACCCUUGGUAGAGAUGCUCAAAAUCUUCUAAACUAUUUCAAGAAGAUGCAAGCUGAAAACCCCGGCUUCUAUUAUGCGAUACAGCUUGAUGAUGAUAACCGCAUGACUAAUGCCUUUUGGGCUGAUGCACGAUCAAGGAAUGCUUAUAAUUACUUUGGUGAUGCAGUAAUUUUUGAUACAAUGUAUAGACCAAAUCAGUACCAGGUCCCAUUUGCUCCCUUUACUGGUGUAAAUCAUCAUGGCCAAAUGGUGUUGUUUGGUUGCGCUUUACUUCUGGAUGAGUCUGAGUCUUCCUUCACAUGGCUGUUCAAAACAUGGCUAUCUGCUAUGAAUGAUAAGGCUCCUGUUUCUAUAAUCACAGACCAAGAUAGAGCAAUACAAGCAGCAGUUGCUCAGGCUUUUCCAGAAACUCGGCACUGUAUUUGUAAAUGGCACAUCUUAAGGGAAGGCCAAGAAAGGUUGGCUCAUGUAUACCUUGCUCAUCCUUCCUUCUAUGGGGAGCUGUAUAGCUGCAUCAACUUGUCUGAGACGAUUGAGGAUUUUGAGUUAUCAUGGGACACUCUCCUUGAUAAAUAUGAUCUGCGAAAAAAUGAGUGGCUUCAGGCAGUGUAUAAUGCUCGCAAGCAGUGGGCCCCAGUAUAUUUCCGUGGCACUUUCUUUGCUUCUCUUUCUUCAAGCCAAGGUGUUAGCUCCUUUUUUGAUGGUUAUGUCAAUCAGCAGACUACCAUACCUCUUUUCUUUAAUCAGUAUGAAAGAGCUUUGGAACAUUCAUUAGAAAAAGAAAUAGAAGCAGAUUAUGAUACAAUUUCCACCACACCAGUACUGAAGACACCAUCACCAAUGGAACAACAAGCAGCAAACCUCUAUACCAGAAAAGUUUUUGCAAAGUUUCAGGAUGAAUUAGUUGAGACCUUUGCAUACACUGCAAAUAAUAUUGAUGGUGAUGGGAUGGUCAAUAAAUACAGGGUUGCAAAAUAUGAGCAUGAUCACAAAGCAUACAUAGUCAAUUUAGAUGUUUCUGAGAUGAAAGCAGGUUGCAGCUGUCAGAUGUUUGAAUACUCGGGCAUACUCUGUAGACAUAUAUUGACUGUCUUCACUGUAACAAAUGUUCUUACCCUUCCCGUGCAUUACAUAUUGAAGCGAUGGACAAUAAAUGCCAAAUCUGGGGCUGGAUUAGAUGAACAUAAUGCAGAUCCGCAAGGUAUUGAGACUCUCAGCUUGCGCUUCAACAAUUUAUGCCAGGAAGCCCUUAAAUAUGCAGAGGAAGGGUCAAUUGCUGUAGAGACUUAUAAUGCAGCGUUGAGUGUUCUGAGGGAGGGUGGGAAAAAGAUUGCUGUUGUAAAGAAAAGUGCUGCUAAAGCCGCACCUCCUAGUUCUCAUGGCAGUGGAUCCAUACAGGAAGACAGUAGCAAGAAAACCCCCAAGUUAAUUCCUGAAAUGACAUCAUCAUUAUGGCCUUGGCAAGAAGCAAUGCCACAUCGCUUCAAUCUGAAUGAUAAGGGAGUUCCUGUUGAUGAUUCGAACCAGCCCAGUAUGGCUCCUGUCUCCAUUCAACGGGAUGGUGGAAACCCUGAUAACACGGUGGUUCUGACUUGUUUCAAGUCCAUGACUUGGGUGAUAGAAACCAAGAAUUCUGCACCAGCUGGUAAAGUAGCUGUCAUUAACUUGAAGUUGCAAGAUUAUGGCAAGAACCCUUCGGGAGAGACAGAGGUACAAUUUAGGGUAACAAGGAUCACACUUGAACCCAUGUUGAGAUCCAUGGCCUACAUUAGUCAGCAGCUGUCAGCACCAGCCAAUAAAGUUGCCGUUAUAAAUUUAAAGCUCCAAGACACAAAAACAACUUCUGGGGAAACAGAGGUGAAAUUUCAAGUGUCCAAAGAUACGCUAGGUUCCAUGCUAAGAUCAAUGGCCUAUAUACGUGAGCAGCUUUGAAUGCUUUUGAAGAAGCAGGUUUUACCUGGUAAGAUGACUAAUUUCGUGCCAUGGCUACAGUGCAUCAUUCCAACGGCGGCAAAAUCUUCACCACGGGUCUGGAAGUUCCCUUGAGACCAAUAAUCAUUCCAGACCUAUCAUUCCAGACCUAUCAUUCUUUGAAAAUGCGGUAGAAAUAGGAAUGUUGAAAGUGCUCCUUGUUUAUAACAUUCAUGUACCAUGUUAAUACCAUCUAGGUGUUCCAUUGAAGGAAUUGGUUUACUUGUAGUUAGGGUUUGUUAGAUCUUUUCCAUUCACCACAUUCGGAUUUGAGUAAGUUAGGCUUAGUAAGUUAUAUCCCUAACUAGAAGACACACGGUUUCCAUGUAAGCAUGUGUUGGAAACUCACUUGUAUAUGUAAUUAUGAACAUCCAGAUCUUUACCCAGUGAGCAUUGCAUAUAUUCUGUAUUU